AUGGCAGAACUUCCCUGGGAGAUCUGGCUUCUCGUGGCCGGAAGCCUUGAUCGACCUGGUUUCGCAAGCUUGAGUACCACUAGCAUAGGUUUACACACUAUCCUCAAGCCAACAAGGACUGGAUACAAGUUCCUUGAUAUCCUAGCCAGGGGACAUGAAGGAGCCGCUGUUAGUUUUGUAAGGCGUCAUCAGCAAAUUGAUUUAGGCGUAUGUGACCAGCAGCAGAGAACUGCCCUCGAGUGUGUAGUGAGUCGGGGGUACAACUUCGUCUUUCACUUAUUGCUCGCACGCCCUCAAGCAAAGAGCCGACUUGAGACGUACGGAGCGCUGGGAGAUACCCCGUUGAUCUUGGCUGCGCGACACAAUCAGGACCAGAUUGUUUCCGUACUCGUUGGCGCAGGAGCAAAUAUCAAUGCUCGUAACGCUUCUAAUCAAAGUGCACUCUAUUGGGCAGUAAAGAACGGCAGCUACUGCAUGGUUGAGAAGCUACUUGGCGCAAAGGCUGACAUCACAUUCACAUAUGAAGAAGAAAUGACGGCCUUAUGGGUAGCAGUCAAGGGACGACAACUGGCCAUUGCCAAGCUACUCAUUUCAUAUGGAGAAAGUACAAAUACUAGAGACGCACUCGAAGAAACCAUGUUAUGUUGGGCAGUGAAGCGAAGCAACGGUUCUUUUGUAGAGAUGCUGCUAGAUGGUGGCGCAGACCCGAGCCAGGCUGACAAGCUUACCAGAGAUCCGCUGAUGUGGGCAGCCUUGAUCGGAAAUGUGCAGAUUGCGCAACAGCUCCUCUGUCGAGGAGCUUGUCUGCACAGAAAGGACCGAUGUGGCCGCACACCCCUCACUUGGGCCGUGGUGAUGGGCCAUAUGGAAACGGUGCAAAUGCUGCUGGAACAUGGUGCUGAUCCUGAACAAGUUGACAAGUUUGGUUGGACAUCCAUUGCAUUGGGCGCUGCACAGGGCAGCGUGGAAAUGACAGCUUUGCUCUUGAAAAAUGGGGCCCGCGUGGAAAACAAUAGCCAAAAUGCUCAUCUGCCUCUAAUGUUGGCAGUCUCGAAGGGGAAUAUGAGGCUGGCCCGAUUACUCCUUGAUCAAGGGGCUGAUCCUAUGCGACUUGAUAGGUAUGGCUGGUCCCCUCUUAUGGAGGUAGUUCAACAUCAAGAUGUCGACAUGCUCCAAUUGUUGAUUUUUAAAAGUACCCAGGUCUUAGACGUUAGACUGACAAAUCCAUACGGUGACUCAGCCCUAUCGUUGGCUCUUGAUUUGCCAUCGCGGAAAAUUCUGAGCAUCCUUCAGAAUAUGUAA
Molecule: messenger RNA, 1302 nt
Organism: Penicillium nucicola
Lineage: Eukaryota; Fungi; Ascomycota; Eurotiomycetes; Eurotiales; Aspergillaceae
Product: ankyrin repeat domain-containing protein
Exons: 1
Coding region: 1-1302 (433 amino acids)
Biological process (GO): protein localization to ciliary inversin compartment
Cellular component (GO): ciliary inversin compartment
Molecular function (GO): protein binding
Source: RefSeq, a predicted model, not a curated record